AUGAUAUAAUCUAAUAACUAACCUAAUCAGGCUCUUGGUUCAUAGAACAUUCCAGUGAAAGUCAAGAGAGCAGCAGCCAAAUUAUAAAGAUGGUUUAAAGGUAAACAAGAUGUCAAGGCAUAUCAAAAACUCAAAAAGAAUCACAGAUAUAGAAAGAAUGUGAUUGCUGAAAUUUAUAACACGGAAAAACAAUAUUGCAAUGAUAUCAAAAUAUUGAGUGAGAAAGUGUUGGUGUUGGCCUAGUAAUACAUCAAUUAAGAGAAUAUCAAAACUAUAUUUAUGAAUUGCAACCAAAUAUCGUAAUGGAAUUAGGAAUUCCUAAGAGCCUUAGAAUUUAGUUAUCAAGGAUAUAUUGGAAAUGCAAAGGACAUUUAUAAACCAUAUUGGGUUGUUUUCGAAGGAAACACAAAACAGUUGAUGAAUGUGAGUUCUAAAGGAUUCAGAUGCUAUUUCGAUUAUUGUAGUUAAUUCAGCAAAUCUAAUUAACUUGUUGAUAAGUUAAAGCAAAGUGAUUAAAAGUUCAAAUAGUUUUUAACUCUCAUAAGUCCAGAAUUAAGAGGGAUGGAUUUGUCUAGUUUCUUAGUCAAACCAGUCUAAAGAUUGCCUAAAUACAUUUUAUUAUUCAAAGACUUGGAAAAACACACAGAAGACGAUCAUCCAGACAUGAAGAAUAUUAAAUUUUUACAUAAAUACUUUAGGGACAUCAAUGAAGAGAACAAUAAAUCUAUUGAUAUCUAUAUUGGAAGACUGUAAAUUAGUGAAUUGUGUGAUCAAUUUAAAUUAAAUAAAAUGGAUUUACUCUCAGAUCCAUUGAGAAUCUAUAAAUUUGAAGAGAAAUUAAACAUUAUUUAAGCAAAUAAAGAGUUAAUUGUUUAAGUACAUGCUUUAACCGAUCUUUUAAUUGUGAUUCAUGAGAAUAAAUUAUUUAAUUAAGUCAAAUUGGAUUCACUGUCUUUUGUCAAAGAUCAGCCAGACACUAAAUAUUUUAACAAUUUGUUUUAAAUUGUAGGUGUUGGAGAAGUGUUAUAGUGUUUUGCAGAGUCCUUAUCAAUUAAGAAAAAAGCAAUUGAACAAUUUGAAAAGCUCAUUUAAUUUAAUAGAGAAUAAGAAUGCUAAAGGGAAUUGAAGUCAGGAAAAUUGACAUUUAUGAGAUAUCCAGUUUAAGUUGUAAUUGUGGGAACUGAGGAAAGAAAUUUCCAGUCUUUCUAAAAACAUACUUAAUACAUAACCGAGAUCUCCAUAAACAAAGUUUAUUAAAAUAUAUUCGUUAGAUAUAGUGAAGUUGAAGCAAUGUAUUAGAAAUAUUCAAAAAAGUAUCCAAUGAUUGAAUUUCCAAAAUUCCCUAAUUAAAGUUGGCUUACUUAUUAAAAGACAAAAUCAAUUGAAGAACGUAAAUUUGUAAUCGAAGGAUUUUUAUAAACAUUACUCUAAUCUAAAGAAGCCUAAGGGGAUACAUAGAUACUCAAUGAUUUAAAGUUGCCAUUUAAUUUUUUCGAGUUACCUUAAAUAGUAAUUGAACAAUAGAAAUCAAUUUUUAGUAAAUAUAACACUACUUUGGAUGGAUUAGAUGAAUUGAAAAUCUAAGGAGUAUUGGUAGAUAGAUUGAAGAUGAGUGCUGGAGAGAUCUUAAAGGCAGUCUGUAUAGAAAAGGAAAGCAGAAAGAAAAGCAUUGCUCAAGUAUAACCAAACAGAGUUGUAAUUUGGCAAUAAAAAUAUUCAACAGAACCAAAUAUGAAGCGAGUCAUUAUUACUAUGCCUGAUGGAACUAUUACUGAGAUAGGAGUAGAUGAUAAGGCCAGAGUAAGUGAGGUACUUCCAUUUGUCGCUGGAUACAAUCAAUUAAUAUACUAUAAAGAUUUUCGGUUGUAUUUGGUUGAUUAGUUGAAAAAGUAAAGAAUUCUUGAUGAUGAUGAAAUAAUUAGUAAGGCUUACGAUGACGAAUACUAAAAUAACCAUAGAUGGCUCAAUAAAUUAGAAUAAUUAAUAACUGCAUCUAACACAGAGAGUGUUGUCAUUAAGAUGAGGAAAUAUUUGUAUAUGCCACAAGAACUAGAAGAGUUUGAUUACAGAGAAGACCCUACUCGAUUAAUAUAUCUUGGAUUCUCUAUCUUGGAAGAUGUUUAUGAUGGUAAGUAUUACUUAGGAUUCAAAGACUAUUGUCUAUUUGCUGCACUGUAUUAUCAUAUAAAGUAUCAAGACAAAAUUGAAGUUUCUCUCAACAAUCUGUAACUAGACAAAAUCACCAAAGUUAUACCUCAGGAUGUAUAUUCAGGGAAAUCUGAUUCUGAAUGGAAGGAAUUCACAAAGGAAUGCAUAGUUUCAUUGAAUGAAUAAUUAGAUAAAAUUAGUUAAUUAAAUAGAGUUGAGAGACUGUAAAAAAAGGAUAAUUCAUAAUUUAAAUUUACUGACAAAAGAUGUUUGGCUGCUUUGAUCAUCAUCAAUGCUUCAUAAACUUUUACUUAGGGUAGUAUGGCCAUUUUUUAGGUGUAAACCUAUGAAUAAACUUAAACAUAUUUCAAAUAAACAGGAAUGGAGGUACAUGCUACGAUGUAUUUGGGAUUUUCAGCUAAAAAGAUUUACUUUUUAAACCCAUAGAAGAAAAUAAAAUUCAGAGAAUUGGAUUACAGUAAAUUUAAUUGGGUUAUAUCUUAUCCUAGCUAAGUUAUAUUUAAUUUCGAAAAUUUUAAAGAGCCUCUUCGCUUUGAUACAUUCUAAAGUUACGAAAUAAAAUUGCUAGUGGAAUAAUACAAGGACAUUCAUAAGUUUAAUAAAGAAUAUAAUUUAGAGAAUCUCUUUCAUAAUGAUAAAUCAUAAUUUAUUAAAAAUUGA
Molecule: messenger RNA, 2829 nt
Organism: Paramecium tetraurelia
Lineage: Eukaryota; Ciliophora; Oligohymenophorea; Peniculida; Parameciidae
Exons: 8
Cellular component (GO): cytoskeleton
Molecular function (GO): protein binding; phosphatidylinositol binding; guanyl-nucleotide exchange factor activity
Source: RefSeq, a predicted model, not a curated record